This is a messenger RNA of Molossus molossus (Pallas's mastiff bat), 2206 nucleotides long. RefSeq names its product arachidonate 12-lipoxygenase, 12R type (gene ALOX12B). Gene Ontology annotation, molecular function: iron ion binding; arachidonate 12(S)-lipoxygenase activity; protein binding. NCBI's taxonomy places the organism in Eukaryota, Metazoa, Chordata, Mammalia, Chiroptera, Molossidae. The record is from RefSeq and is a predicted model, not a curated record. Gene Ontology annotation, biological process: linoleic acid metabolic process; lipid oxidation. Bases 38 to 2137 code for a protein of 699 amino acids. The transcript has 15 exons. Gene Ontology annotation, cellular component: perinuclear region of cytoplasm.
GGAACUGAGCUGCCCCCCUGCCUCCUGAAAAGCAGCCAUGGCCACCUACAAAGUCAAGGUGGCCACCGGUGAUGACUUCUUGUCAGGAACAAUGGACUCCAUCUCACUGACCAUUGUGGGGACCCAAGGGGAGAGCCAUAAGCAGCGGCUGAACCACUUUGGGAGAGACUUUGCAACUGGAGCGGUGGAUGAGUACACUGUCCAGUGCCAGCAGGACCUGGGGGAGCUCAUCAUCAUCCGCCUGCACAAGGAGCGAUACUCCUUCUUUCCUAAGAAAUCCUGGUACUGCAACUAUGUGCAGAUCUGUGCACCUAAUGGCCGCAUCUACCACUUCCCUGCCUACCAGUGGAUGGAUGGCUACGAGACCCUGGCUCUGCGGGAGGCUACAGGAAAGACACCAGCAGACGACACCCUCCCAAUCCUUCUGGAGCACCGCCGGGAAGAGAUCAGAGCCAAGCAGGACUUCUACCGCUGGAGGGUCUUCGUUCCCGGCCUGCCCAACUACAUUCACAUCCCCAGUUACCGCCCUCCUGUCCGGAGAAACCCCAACCAGCCUGAGUGGAAUGGCUAUAUCCCCGGAUUCCCAAUUCUCAUCAACAUUAAGGCCACCAGGUUCCUGAACUCAAAUCUGCGCUUCUCCUUUGUCAAGACAGCCUCCUUCUUUUAUCGCCUAGGGCCCAUGGCACUGAAAUUCAAACUCGGAGGCCUGGUGGACUGCAAACAGUCGUGGAAGAGGCUGAAGGACAUUAAGAAAAUUUUCCCUGCCUUCAAGACUGUCACCUCUGAAUACGUGGCCGAGCACUGGGCAGAGGACAGAUUCUUUGGGUACCAGUACCUCAAUGGCAUCAACCCAUGCCUGAUCCGCCGCUGCACGCAGAUUCCAGACAAGUUCCCCGUCACAGACGACAUGGUGGCUCCGUUCCUGGGUGAAGGAACGUGCCUGCAAGCAGAGCUGGAGAAGGGGAACAUUUACCUGGUGGACUACAGAAUCUUGGAGGGCAUCCCCACCAUUGAGCUCAACGGCCAGAAGCAGCACCAAUGCGCCCCUCUCUGCCUGUUGCAUUUCAGCCCGGAAGGGAACAUGAUGCCCAUCGCCAUUCAGCUCAGUCAGACCCCUGGGCCCAACUGCCCCAUCUUCCUGCCCAGUGACUCUGAGUGGGACUGGCUUCUGGCCAAGACGUGGGUGCGCAACGCUGAAUUCUUCUGCCACGAAGCCAUCGCCCACCUGCUAGGGACCCAUCUCAUUGCUGAAGCCUUCUCCCUGGCGGUGCUGCGGCAGCUGCCCAUGUGCCACCCCCUCUACAAGCUCCUGAUCCCCCACACCCGAUACACCAUCCAGAUCAACAGCAUCGGACGGGCCAUCCUCCUCAAUGAGGGGGGGCUCACUGCCAGGGGAACAUCCCUGGGCCUGAAGGGCUUUGCUGAGUUGAUGGCGCGGGCUCUGUCAGAGAUGACCUACGACAGCUUCUACCUCCCCAACGACUUUGUGGAACGUGGGGUUCAGGACCUGCCAGGAUAUUAUUACCGUGAUGACUGCUUGGCAGUGUGGGACGCACUGGAGAGGUAUGUGACAGAGAUCAUCACCUACUAUUACCCAUGUGACGCAGCUGUGGAGGGUGACCCGGAAUUGCAGUCCUGGGUGCAGGAGAUAUUCAAGGAGUGCCUACUAGGGCGUGAGAGCUCAGGCUUCCCCACGUGCUUGCGAACGGUGCCUGAACUGAUCCGAUAUGUCACCAUCGUCAUCUACACCUGCUCUGCCAAGCACGCAGCUGUCAACACAGGGCAGCUGGAGCUCACCUGCUGGAUGCCCAACUUCCCGUCGUCCAUGCGGAACCCACCAAUGCAGGCCAAGGGGUUGACCACCCUGGAGACCUUCCUGGACACGUUGCCGGAUGUGAAGACCACGUGCAUCAUCCUAUUGGUGCUUUGGACACUCAGCCGAGAGCCGGAUGACAAGCGGCCCCUGGGCCACUUCCCCGACAUCCACUUCGUGGAGGAUGUCCCGCGGAGGAGCAUGGAGAGCUUCCGCCAGCGCCUGGCCCUGAUCUCGCACAAUAUCCGCCAGCGCAACAAGUGCCUCCCUAUCCCCUACCGCUACCUGGACCCCGUGCUCAUCGAGAACAGCGUUUCUAUCUAGCACAGCUCUUUUCGCCCAGCUUCUCCCUGCCCUGCGCCCGGCUAUUAAAAAAAAAAAAAUCAACAAAAA